This is a messenger RNA of Aspergillus welwitschiae, 429 nucleotides long. RefSeq lists its product as uncharacterized. Gene Ontology annotation, molecular function: structural constituent of ribosome. Gene Ontology annotation, biological process: translation. The transcript has a single exon. Gene Ontology annotation, cellular component: ribosome. The coding region runs from base 1 to 429 and encodes 142 amino acids. Lineage: Eukaryota; Fungi; Ascomycota; Eurotiomycetes; Eurotiales; Aspergillaceae. The record is from RefSeq and is a predicted model, not a curated record.
AUGUCUGCUAUCGAGCCAGUCAUUGUCAUUGACGGUAAGGGACACCUCUUGGGCCGCCUGGCCAGCACUGUUGCUAAGCAGCUGCUCAACGGUCAGUUCUUCCGUGCGAAGCUCAAGUACCACGCCUACCUUCGCAAGAUGACUCGUUUCAACCCCACCCCGCAUCUUCUACAAGGCUGUCCGCGGCAUGAUUCCCCACAAGACCGCCCGUGGUGCCGCUGCUAUGGAGCACCUGAAGGUUUUCGAGGGUGUUCCUCCCCCCUACGACAAGAAGAAGCGUGGAAAGACCAGGGAGGAGACCUACUCCUUGGCAAAGCACGCGGUGUCCGAAGGCACCAAGGCUACCACGAAGUACUCGUCGUCUGCGUCUGCGUUUGCUUACUCCUGAUCUCGCUUCUGAGUUCGCUUAUUUCUGUACUCGCUUAUUAA